AUGGCUAAUUUACCAGACGGAAUACUCUUGGGUAUGGGAAAUCCUCUUCUUGAUAUUCAAGCUGUUGUUACUAAGGAAUUCCUUGAAAAAUGGAAUUUGAAAGAAAAUGAUGCCAUUCUUUGCGACGACAAGCAUGUUGAGAUGUUUGAGGAAUUGGCAAGAGAUUUCAAAGUUGAGUACAUCCCAGGAGGAGCUACCCAAAACUCUAUUAGAAUUUGCCAGUGGAUUCUCAAUGCUCCCAACAAAACUACGUUCUUCGGUGCUAUCGGACAAGAUAAUUAUGGUGAUCAACUGAAGUCCAAAGCUGUUGAAGCAGGAGUCAAUGUUCAAUAUCAGAUUAACCCUACUGUCAAAACUGGAACUUGUGCUGCUUUGAUUACUGGAACCAACAGAUCUCUCUGUGCUCAUUUGGCUGCUGCCAAUACAUUCACAAUUGACCACUUGAAUAUUGACGAUCACCAUCAACUUAUUGAAAAAGCACAAUAUUAUUAUAUUGCUGGUUUCUUCCUGACCGUGUGUCCACCAGCUAUCAUGCAGGUUGCUAAGCACUCUCAUGAACAUAACAAGGUGUUUAUGUUCAAUCUAGCAGCACCCUUCAUUUCCCAGUUUUUCACCGAACCCUUACUUGCUGCGCUACCAUAUGUUGAUAUUAUCUUUGGUAAUGAAGCUGAAGCUGAGGCUUUUGCUAAGGCUGCUGGCUUUGAUACAACAGACUUGAAAGAAAUCGCUCUCAAGAUUGCUGCUAUGGAAAAGGUUUCGUCCAAGAAAAGAACUGUUAUCAUUACUCAAGGUUCGGAUCCAACUAUUGUUGCUGUAGGAGAUCAGCUUCUUGAGUUCCCAGUUGAGCUUCUCUCACCUGAGAAGAUUGUGGAUACUAAUGGUGCUGGAGACGCAUUUGUUGGGGGUUUCCUUUCCCAAUAUGUACAAGGAAAAGGUAUCGAGCCUUCAAUCGCUGCCGGUCAUUAUGCUGCUUCUGAAGUUAUCCAGAAACAAGGAUGCAGCGUUCCCGAAACCUGCAAGUAUCAUUAA
Molecule: messenger RNA, 1029 nt
Organism: Auanema sp. JU1783
Lineage: Eukaryota; Metazoa; Nematoda; Chromadorea; Rhabditida; Rhabditidae
Source: the annotation of a GenBank genome assembly